UUCCUGGUGAUCUCGAAAGAGUCUGUAUCAUGGAAUCAAUCUCUAUGAUGGGAAGCCCUAAGAGCCUUAGCGAAAAUUUUUUGCCUAAUGGCAUAAAUGGUAUCAAAGAUGCAAGGAAGGUCACUAUAGGUGUAAUUGGAAGUGGGGAUUUUGCCAAAUCCCUGACCAUUCGACUUAUCAGAUGUGGCUAUCAUGUGGUCAUAGGAAGUAGAAAUCCCAAGUUUGCUUCCGAAUUUUUUCCUCAUGUAGUAGAUGUCACCCAUCAUGAAGAUGCUCUAAUGAAAACAAAUAUAAUAUUUGUUGCUAUACAUAGAGAACAUUACACCUCCCUGUGGGACCUGAGACAUCUGCUUGUGGGUAAAAUCCUGAUUGACGUGAGCAAUAACAUGAGGAUAAACCAAUACCCAGAAUCCAAUGCUGAAUAUUUAGCUUCAUUAUUCCCAGAUUCCUUGAUUGUCAAAGGAUUUAAUGUUGUCUCAGCUUGGGCACUUCAGCUAGGACCUAAGGAUGCCAGCCGACAGGUUUAUAUAUGCAGCAACAAUAUUCAAGCUCGACAACAGGUUAUUGAACUUGCCCGUCAGUUGAAUUUCAUUCCUGUUGACUUGGGAUCAUUAUCAUCAGCCAGGGAGAUUGAAAAUUUACCCCUGCGACUAUUUACUCUCUGGAGAGGUCCAGUGGUGGUAGCCAUAAGCCUGGCCACGUUUUUCUUUCUUUAUUCCUUUGUCAGAGAUGUGAUACAUCCAUAUGCAAGAAACCAGCAGAGUGACUUUUACAAGAUUCCUAUUGAGAUCGUGAAUAAAACCUUGCCUGUAGUUGCCAUUACUUUGCUGUCCCUGGUAUACCUAGCAGGUCUCCUGGCAGCUGCAUAUCAGCUUUAUUAUGGCACCAAGUAUAGGAGAUUUCCACCUUGGUUGGAGACCUGGUUACAGUGUAGAAAACAGCUUGGAUUACUAAGUUUUUUCUUUGCUGUGGUCCAUGUUGCCUACAGCCUCUGCUUACCAAUGAGAAGGUCAGAGAGAUACUUGUUUCUCAACAUGGCUUAUCAGCAGGUUCAUGCAAAUAUUGAAAACUCUUGGAAUGAGGAAGAAGUUUGGAGAAUUGAAAUGUAUAUCUCCUUUGGCAUAAUGAGCCUUGGCUUACUUUCCCUCCUGGCAGUCACUUCUAUCCCUUCAGUGAGCAGUGCUUUAAAUUGGAGAGAAUUCAGUUUUAUUCAGUCCACGCUUGGAUAUGUCGCUCUGCUCAUAAGUACUUUCCAUGUUUUAAUUUAUGGAUGGAAACGAGCCUUUGAAGAAGAGUAUUACAGGUUUUAUACACCACCAAACUUUGUUCUUGCUCUUGUUUUGCCCUCAGUUGUAAUUCUGGGUAAGAUCAUUUUACUCCUUCCAUAUAUAAGCCGAAAGCUUAAAAGAAUUAAAAAAGGCUGGGAAAAGAGCCAAUUUCUAGAAGAGGGUAUUGGAGGAACAAUUCCUCAUCUCUCUCCAGAGAGGGUCACAGUAAUGUGAUGAUAAAUGGUGUUUUCUGAUGCCGUAUAAAGUUAUACUCAUGCCAUUAUUUUUACGACUUCCU
Molecule: messenger RNA, 1566 nt
Organism: Galeopterus variegatus (Sunda flying lemur)
Lineage: Eukaryota; Metazoa; Chordata; Mammalia; Dermoptera; Cynocephalidae
Gene: STEAP2
Product: STEAP family member 2, metalloreductase
Exons: 4
Coding region: 30-1502 (490 amino acids)
Biological process (GO): copper ion import
Cellular component (GO): endosome; plasma membrane
Molecular function (GO): ferric-chelate reductase (NADPH) activity; cupric reductase (NADH) activity
Source: RefSeq, a predicted model, not a curated record